CCCCUCCUCCAUCGUAGUCCACAAAUUCUCACGCUGAUUUCCUUCAAUUCAGUGGCCACUAUGGCGUGUUCGCAUCGGAAAUCGCCUGUUUCCUCCAAUAUCUGGCCGGCAGCGACUUCUGGUUCCUCUGCUAGCAACAUUUCUGAUUGCAGGCCCAUCGCCUUCUACUUCUCCGGCAACCUUGGUCCAAGCUCCUCCUCCUCUUCCGAUCACGGGUUCUACUUCUUCUCCUACUCUAGCGAACCCCCCAGCAAAGUCUACCUGGGCUGAUGUUGUUGUUGAUUCUGGAAAAGAGGUACAUACAUCUCUUACAUAGAGCUAUAUAUAUUGAUGAUGCUUUCUUAUUUCCUUGUAGGUUUUAACGGUGCACUCAUAAUAAUUGUUUGGAUCCAUGCUACCAAGUUCCCACAUUGUUGAUUUGACAGAUGAAAAAGAAAUUUUCAAUUCUAAAAUUGAUCUAUUUCAAUUUUUAAACUCGUGUAACAUGAAAUAUUAUCAAGUACUUAAUUUUGCAAGCCACUAGAUUGUUUCAUUUUAUUUUCUUGAUGCAUUUAUUUUAUUGUAUAAAAGAGAGCCUCAUAUUCAGAUUACUGUAUCAAGUGCCACUUCCCAAGCUAUGCAUUGUCAUACUUUUGACAGUACAUUGGCAAGUAUUUCUUCGUCAGUGUGAUAUAUGCAAACUCAUACCAUCAGAAUGUUAGGCAAAAACUAUGGAAAGAACUGGUUCUUAUCAAUAAAGCUCUCCCUCAAGUGCUGUGGCUGGUGGGGAUAGGUUUUAAUGAGAUUUGGUCAAUAGAUGAGAGGUCAGACUGGCGGCAAUCACUCACUCUUGCAAAGAGCUCUGAAUUUUUCCAAAACCAACUCAAUGAAGCAGAGCUGCAUGA
This is a messenger RNA of Rubroshorea leprosula, 884 nucleotides long. The record is from the annotation of a GenBank genome assembly. NCBI's taxonomy places the organism in Eukaryota, Viridiplantae, Streptophyta, Magnoliopsida, Malvales, Dipterocarpaceae.